This is a messenger RNA of Saxophila tyrrhenica, 1287 nucleotides long. RefSeq lists its product as uncharacterized. NCBI's taxonomy places the organism in Eukaryota, Fungi, Ascomycota, Dothideomycetes, Mycosphaerellales, Extremaceae. The record is from RefSeq and is a predicted model, not a curated record. Bases 1 to 1287 code for a protein of 428 amino acids. The transcript has a single exon.
AUGUUUUUCAACACAGCAGCUCUGGCAGCCGCCGUGCUCGCCUCUACUACCACCGCGCACUUGUUCAUCUCUUCACCAGCUCCGAUUCCAGGCUCUGCGCCAAAGGACCCGCUCGAUCCCUCCGGCUCCAACUUCCCAUGCCACGGCGUCUCCCUUCCUACCUCUGGCGGCGAACACUUCCCGGCUGGCUCCUCGCAGCUCCUCGCGUGGGACCUCGGCGACGGCGCGAAUACGGCUGUUCACGGUGGCGGGUCCUGCCAGAUGUCCGUGACCUACGAGACUGACCCGGCCAAGGUCAAGGACCCGAAGAACUGGUAUGUCAUUUACAGCAUCGAGGGGGGUUGUCCAUCGAAUACAGUUGGAAACUUGGACUCCACCUACACCGGACCAUCUGGCAGCUACAGCGGCGCAUUGAGCUGCACAGACCCAAAGACCAACGGGGUGGACUGCGUCAACCAGUUCAACUUCACCAUCCCGAACGGUCUCAAGAACGGCCACGCCACGAUCGCCUGGACCUGGUACAACACCAUCGGCAACCGUGAGCUCUACAUGAACUGCAUCUCCGCCGAGAUCUCGGGUGGCGAUGGCUCUGAGAUGUCGCAGCUACCCAGCAUGUUUGUCGCCAACAUGGCGAGCGUCAACUCUUGCCCGACGUCUGAGCAGACCAAUGUCAAGUUCCCGGAUCCUGGCAAGUACGUUACCACCAAGCUGCCCUUCUCCGGCGCGCAGGCGAAAUUCGCGACCCCGACCACCUACCCGAUCGCCGCGCCCAGUGGAGCUUCUUGUGCGAACGAUGGAGCUCCGCCGGGCGGCCUUGCGAACGGCGGUGGUGCUCCUCCGCCUCAGUAUGGCGGCAGCUCUGCCCCGCCAGCAUCGUCUGCUCCGGCAUCUGCUCAGCCAUCUGCGCCAGCCUACUCCGCGCCCGCUUCUGCGCCCGCGCCUUCAGGCAGUGGUCUAGUCACCGUGACGACAAUGCAGACCGUCACUUCAGGCUCAGCGGCCGCCUCCUCUGCGCCUGCAUCAGCAGUCCCUUCAGGAGCGCCCUCCUCCUACGCCGCACCUGCCCCAUCAGGCACUUCGUCCUCGGGCGGCUGCGCCGACGGCGCCGUUUCCUGCUCAAACCCCGGCGGCGUCGUUUGCAUCGGCAGCAAGUCCUUCGGCCUGUGCAACAUCAACAACUGCGCCGUCCCUCAAGCGCUUGCAGCGGGAACGCACUGCGAGGCUGGCGAGAUCCGUAAGCGGGACCAUGUCAGGAGGCAUGUACAUGGGGCAAGGCAUCAUGUCUGA